Messenger RNA from Colletotrichum scovillei, 1386 nucleotides. Its product is annotated as DNA repair protein rad18. Gene Ontology annotation, biological process: protein monoubiquitination; DNA damage tolerance. The record is from RefSeq and is a predicted model, not a curated record. Gene Ontology annotation, cellular component: nucleus; Rad6-Rad18 complex. The transcript has 2 exons. Gene Ontology annotation, molecular function: ubiquitin protein ligase activity; single-stranded DNA binding. The coding region runs from base 1 to 1386 and encodes 461 amino acids. NCBI's taxonomy places the organism in Eukaryota, Fungi, Ascomycota, Sordariomycetes, Glomerellales, Glomerellaceae.
AUGGCGGACAACUUCGAGGACGUCCCAGACUCAACAGACUGGCUCUCUACACCCCUCCCCGCCCUCUCAGCAGUCGAAGCCUCCUUACGAUGCCAGGUCUGCAAGGACUUCUUCAAGACACCAAUGAUCACAUCAUGCUGCCAUACCUUUUGCUCCCUCUGCAUCCGUCGCGCCUUGUCCAACGACGGCAAGUGCCCUCUCUGUCGGGCCUCGGACCAGGAGUUGAAGCUGAGGAGUAAUUGGUCUCUCGAGGAGGUUGUCGACUCGUUUGUCAAGGCCAGGAAGGAUACGCUACACUUUGCGAGGACGGCGGGCCAGGACAGCCAGCGAGAACCAAGCGGCAGUGCGGCCAAGAGGAGGCUGGCUGAGGAGAACGGCGAGCAACAGCCAGAGACCAAGCGCCUGAGGAGUUCGACGAGGCUCAGCAGGACGAGAUCUGGACAGGCUGCCGCCGCGCCCGUGCCUGAGGUCGAUGAGGUUGACGAGAUGGAGGAAGUACAGGAGGACAACGAGUCAGAGGACGCAGAUUUCGCUCCCGAGGACGGCCUGGUCCCAUGCCCCAUAUGCAGCACUCGCAUGAAGGAAGCCCAAGUCUUCCGCCACCUCGACACCUGCGACGGCUCGAAACCACCUCCACAACAACAUACAGCCCAAGCCCGCGCAAGCGCAAGCCGUACCCCGACACCAAACACCCCCGCCCGCGGCGCCGGCCCCAGCAGAUCGCACCCGCCUCCCGAACGCCUCCCCGCGCUCGCCUACUCCAUGCUCAAAGACGUCGCCCUCCGCAAAAAGAUGUCGGACCUCGGCCUCUCGGUCACAGGCGGCCGCGUCCAACUAGAAAAGAGACAUAAAGAAUGGGUGACGCUGUGGAACGCAAACUGCGAUUCGGCGCGACCGAAGCGGAGAACGGAGCUGCUGCAUGACCUUGACGUGUGGGAGCGCACGCAGGGUUCCAAGGCGGCCAUGUUUGUGAAGCCGGGUGUCGCGGUCAAGGACAAAGAAUUUGACGGCGUCGCCUGGGCGGCAAAGCAUGAUACCUCCUUCAAGGAUCUAAUCGCAAAUGCGCGCAAGUCCAGAGCCCAAGCGAAACCCAAGAGCGAGGAGGAGGGGAAAGGGACGGCGACUCCAAAGUCAGAAGAUGGCGGGGCCGCUUCAGCAGAGACUGGUGCUCCCAAGGUGGAUUCAGAGAGGAGUGACGCGGCGGUGAUUGAUCUGACAGAGCAACCAACAGACGCACCCAGAGAAGGCGGCGUAGAGGACGGCCCCACGGGAUCCAUGAUGCAGGUCGACAAUCCGGCGCUCAAACCUCAGGUUCCGGCAUCGUCAUAUUACUUACAGGACGGCUUCUCAGAGCCGCAAAUACCGAGCGGUCAGGAGGCGCGGUGA